Vitrella brassicaformis is the source of this 1570-nucleotide messenger RNA. The record is from the annotation of a GenBank genome assembly. NCBI's taxonomy places the organism in Eukaryota, Vitrellaceae.
CGAAAUGAGACUGGGCUUGUGGAGUCCGCUGCCCUUCCUAUGCUUUGCGGCUAUGCUCAAAAUGGGAUUUGCAGCUCUUUUUCGCGAGUCAACGGGUUCACGAGAUGAUCUAUCGUUCGCAGUUCAUCGAGGGCCACUGCCGCCACUACAGAGGCGUCGUGCAGCAGCAAGUCGACACCGAAUGAUGAAGAUGCAGUCCAUCGAUGAGAGCAUGUCAUUGAUCCCAUCCGCCAUCUCUGCCCACCUUGCUGUGCUGCUGGAUCAACCGCCUGAGAGUCCCUACAUGGCAUCGCCUUCGUCUAUCCCUCUCCCGUGGCAGCCGCUGUCCGUCGCCGUGUCGGCCGGCAGUGUGGCUGCUCCCGUGCUGGCAUUCAUUCUCUAUGUCAUCUUUCGAGUGGCCACCUACUUCAGCGUUCAGGUGCUCACCACCAGGGCACUGCAAAGCAUGGUCAGCUUGGAAGAGACCACCGGGAUACGGCCAUCCAUCCAUCCUUCCUCAUCUGUGUCCGUCGAUUUCUCAUCAGAUCUUGCCUCGGAGCAUUGUGGUCGAGAUGGAGACUCGCGACGCAAUCAACUUCUACUACUACCCGCGCGACGUGCUGCGGGUCACCUGCCCGGGGGUGGACAGCGGCAACAGCCUCAAGCAGAAGGCCGUCACGGAAGGCGCCCUGCAGAACAGACUGCCGAUCGAGCCGCGGCAGGAGGCCUUUGUGGACCUGAAGGUGCCUGAUGGGUCGGUGGAUUGCGUCGUGUCCACCGGGGCCAUCUCGCGUCAUGUGGGCGACCCGCUGCCUUUGUUGAUGAAGGCUGCUGAGCUCUUGAGGCCGGGGGGACAGCUGCUGCUGCUCGAGCCCAUCAGGGGCGGCGGACCGGUCAGACAGUCAGUCAGUGGCCCAAUAGAUGAAUCCUGACGGAUGGCAUCAUCUCUGUCUUUGCAGAUCGGUGGGUUACGUGGUCUGCUUGGGUUCAUUCACUCAGUGACAGCCAUCGGCAGCAACCCAGGGAGAGACCUGGAAGGUCAGCCGGCAGACACACACGUCAACACAUAUUGUUCCACUCUCUCUGCGUGCGCCAGGUCUGAUGGCGUCGGAGCCUCUGUGUGAUGUGUUUGACUACGAAGUGGUGCAGGAGGGCGGCAACAUACUCGACCCAUUCGUCGUCGCAAUCGCAAAAAGGUGCGCACACACAGAUCACACCCAUCAUGGUGCACACAUUAGUUGUUUGCGUGCGCAGGAAGGAGGCUGUCAGAAGCGAAGAGGACGCACCUGUCGGCGAGAAGGUGCCCAUCACAGCCGAGAGGCGGCAGCAACUGAAGAAGGCCAAAACACAGACAGCGGGCAAACGCGGCACUGGCAAGGGGAGAAGAAGAUGAGAAACGGGGAGAUGAGGGUGGGCAGAUUUUCCUCCGUAUGCUGUGUGCGGGUGAAACCAUAAAUGUGGAGCGAUGGAGAUUUUUCCCCGUUGUUGAGUGUAUCUGUUGAGGAUCUUUGCGUGUCAGUUGGUCUGCGCGCAUCCCAGAGACACAUCAUUAUGCGAUGAAUGGUAAAGUCCUCUUCAUUUAACAAUGGCA